Messenger RNA from Penicillium brevicompactum, 1632 nucleotides. RefSeq lists its product as uncharacterized. The transcript has 2 exons. NCBI's taxonomy places the organism in Eukaryota, Fungi, Ascomycota, Eurotiomycetes, Eurotiales, Aspergillaceae. The record is from RefSeq and is a predicted model, not a curated record. Gene Ontology annotation, biological process: transmembrane transport. The coding region runs from base 1 to 1632 and encodes 543 amino acids. Gene Ontology annotation, molecular function: transmembrane transporter activity.
AUGAACGACCCCCUUCCAAUUCCAGGAACAGUCCAGCAAGUAGAGCUUGGUCAUUCAUCAGCUCUUGCACAUGAUGGAGCACACAGAGACAUUGUAUUGAUCCCCCGGCCGAGCUCCCAUCCGGAUGAUCCUCUGAAUUGGUCUCGCAGCCGCAAAAUGCUGAACACCACUUUCCAAAUGUCCUGGUGUUUCUUCGCCGCUGCACUCAUCAGUGGCCUUUCCUCAUCAUACCUCCUCAUAUCCGAGGAUACCGGUAUCUCAGUGGCAGAUCUCAGCACAGGCAACGGCCUCAUGUACCUCUUCAUGGGCUGGGGAACAUUGUUAACGCAGAAUCUCGGGCAGGAUAUUGGUCGUCAGCCGGUUCUACUCGUUGGCAUGCUGGGAUCGUCCCUUUUGCAGAUUUGGUCAGCUUAUAUCAAGUCGGUUGGUGAAUGGUACGCCAACCGCAUCUUGCUUGGUAUCUUCGUAUCUCCCCAAGAAGCCCUGAUCGAGCUAUGCAUCGCGGACAUUCAGUUCGCUCAUGACCGUGGCUUCCACAUGGGUAUAUAUAACUGGACGUUGUGGUGUGGGGCCUUCUUGUCACCCAUCGCUGGUGGUUUUGUCGCCGAGUCACUGGGAUGGAGAUGGAUCCAGUACAUUUUGGCCAUCAUAUGCCUCUGCUUCACGGUCGCGACUUUCUUCGGGUUUGAAGAGACAAUGUUUUUCCGACAAGUCAACAUCCAUGAUCCAAUUGUUUGUGCCCCGAAAGACGUCGAAGCAGUGGAGGGCUCCCUGGGAAUGGGCGAUGAAUUGGUGUCCGAUGAAAAGAAACGAGAUGGUGUGGAGGUAGCUCCUGUCGUUAUCGACGAAUCCCACCAAGUCACGACAUACACCCAGAAGAUGAAGGUUUGGGGCUUCCGGCACCCUGAGCAGCCUGUGAACUUUUUCCGGUCAGUUUUGUUAUCUUUCAGACUCGCAUGCUUCCCCACGACGAUCUUCUCUGGUCUUCUUGUUGGAAGUAUCCUGGCAUGGUACAACGUGCUCGGAGGAUCGUUGGCCGAGGUGCUGGGAGGUGCACCAUACAACUUCACAGCGGAGCAGAUUGGUCUGUCAUAUUUCGCCAGCGUGAUAGGUGUCUCCAUUGGAUGCUACUUCAGCGGAUGGCUGAGUGAUAUCCUUGCACUCAAGUUGGCCCGUGGGAGAAACGGUAUCAAGGAACCGGAAGACCGUCUCUGGAUGUUCAUCAUCGCCCUCAUCGCCCACCCAGUCGGAUGCAUCUUGUACGGAGUUGGCGCAAGUCACCACAUCCCAUGGAUAGGUGUUGUCAUCGGAAUGGCAUUCAUCUGCAUCACCCUUCCAAUGGGCUCUGGUCUUGCCAUCACGUACAUCAUCGAUAGUCAGAAGGAGCUUGCGGGAGAAUCGAUUGUGACUGUUAUCUUGAUUCGGAAUACCAUCGGUUUUGCCUUUGCGUACGCCGUUAACCCCAUGAUCUCGAACAUGGGACUGCAGAAUACCUUCAUUCUGAUAGCGGUGCUGGGAAUGGUCUUCUGGAGUGGCUGUUUGCUGUGGAUCAAAAUUGGAAAGGCAGCGCGCAGGUCAAUUGUCAAGCCUUACUGGAAGCUUGUUGAAGUUCACGGUCUUGCAGCUCACUGA